Capsicum annuum is the source of this 1575-nucleotide messenger RNA. Its product is annotated as acidic endochitinase. The record is from RefSeq and is a predicted model, not a curated record. Gene Ontology annotation, molecular function: chitinase activity. Gene Ontology annotation, biological process: carbohydrate metabolic process. Bases 548 to 1453 code for a protein of 301 amino acids. Lineage: Eukaryota; Viridiplantae; Streptophyta; Magnoliopsida; Solanales; Solanaceae. The transcript has a single exon. Gene Ontology annotation, cellular component: extracellular region.
GUUCUUGUAUAUAAGAUUGUAUUGGAUCCGUUGAACUAGAGAUUCUCACAAAAUCGAGUCAUUUUCUAGGGAAGAGAAGACCAUUCCCGUCAUCGAAAAGCUUAAGUUGUUAAAGAAAGCACACAUUUAUCAUGGUAAAGUUGCUACUGUUCCAUUUUGCAAUCUUUAUUUUUUUUUCUUGGAAGAAUAGCCUUUUGAGUCAAGGCACAGGUACUGAAGUUCUUCCUGUUGAAACUUUUGGCAGUCCCUGUUGCUGAAUACUGUUUUAGCCCAGUGAAUAAGUUCUCUUUAGGUGCAUAGGCAGCAUGUGGUUAUUUGCUUUCAAGUUUUGUAUGUUUUAGCAGUCAAUAUUGAUCUAUUAACAACUGCCACGCCAAGCAGAAGCACAAACUAACAGUAACAUGGCUUCUAUUUUGUCUACAAGUGGUAUUAAGGACAACUUUCCACAACCAUUCAGAUUAUCUCUUUCCCUAUAAAAAGCAUGUAGCUUUGCUGCAUUAUUCCAACGAGAACAAAAUCAAAGAUCACAUUGAAAACCAAUUAGAACAUGGCAAUCAAGGCUUCAUUUUGUCUGCAUUAUGUCCCAAUAUUGUUGAUUUUAGCACUAGCAACAAGGUCUGAAGCAGGGGGAAUUGCUAUCUAUUGGGGACAAAAUGGCAAUGAAGGGACACUAGCCGAGACUUGUGCUACAGGGAACUAUGACUACGUGAACAUAGCAUUCCUCUCAACUUUUGGCAGCGGCCGAAACGCGAUGCUCAAUCUAGCAGGCCAUUGUGAUCCAUACACUCCAAAUGGAUGCGUUAGCUUGAGUUCUGACAUAAAAUCUUGUCAAUCCAAAGGAAUCAAAGUCAUGUUAUCGAUCGGAGGAGGAGCAGGAGCAUACUCAAUUGCCUCCCCUGGCGACGCUUAUCAAGUCGCUACAUAUCUCUGGAACAACUUUUUAGGUGGAAAAUCGCCCUCUCGCCCUCUAGGAGAUGCGAUUUUGGAUGGAAUCGACUUUGAUCUAGAGAGUGGAGAAGGACCAUAUUGGGGUGAUCUUGCUAAGAAUCUUGCAAAAUAUAGCAACAGAGGCAACAAGAAAGUGUACUUAACUGCAGCCCCACAGUGUCCAUUUCCUGAUGCUUGUGUUGGAGGGGCCUUGCAAACAGGAGUUUUUGACUAUGUUUGGGUGCAGUUUUACAACAAUCCUCCAUGUCAGUACAAUCAAGAAAAUGUUACUAGUUUUCAAGAUUCAUGGAAACAAUGGAUUUCAUCAAUUCCUGCAAAGAAAAUAUUUCUCGGAUUGCCUGCUGCUCCUGAUGCAGCUGGAAGUGGAUUUAUUCCAGUUGGUGAUUUGACUUCUCAGGUGCUUCCAGCUAUAAAGGGUUCCACCAAGUAUGGAGGGGUUAUGCUAUGGUCCAAGUAUUAUGAUGAUCAAACUGGUUAUAGUUCCUCCAUUAAAAGUCAUGUCUAAAUAUUUCUACUGCUAUCUUAAAAGCUGCAUAUUACGUUCUUUCGUUUUAAUUUAUGUGAUGCACUUUGAUUAGAUAACGAGUUUAAGGGUCUGUUGUGUAUGGAUGUUUUCCCUUUUUCUUA